Sorghum bicolor (sorghum) is the source of this 1439-nucleotide messenger RNA. RefSeq names its product NADPH-dependent aldo-keto reductase, chloroplastic. The record is from RefSeq and is a predicted model, not a curated record. Gene Ontology annotation, molecular function: aldose reductase (NADPH) activity. Bases 198 to 1133 code for a protein of 311 amino acids. Gene Ontology annotation, cellular component: cytosol. Lineage: Eukaryota; Viridiplantae; Streptophyta; Magnoliopsida; Poales; Poaceae. The transcript is spliced from 7 exons.
UCUCUGUCACGGGGCCCACCCAGAACCGAACCCCGGCCGGCCGGCCGGCCGGAAGCAAAAGCCAUUGCCCCUGGCGGGCAUGGCAUGACCGGGCGCAGCACGGCACAAAUAAGUGCUUUCGAGUUGCGACGAAGCUGGCACCGUGUUGUGCGUCAGUCAGUCUGAGACAGUGCGUGUGUGUGUGUGAGGCGGAGGAGAUGGCGAGGCGCUUCGUGCUCAACACCGGCGCGGAGAUCCCCUCGGUGGGGUACGGCACCUGGCAGUCCAAGCCGGACGUGGUCGGGGACUCCGUCUACGCCGCCGUCAAGGCGGGGUACCGACACAUCGAUUGCGCCAGGGCGUACCGCAACGAAAAGGAGAUUGGUUUGGCGCUGCAGAGGCUAUUCGAAGAGGGUGUGGUGAAGCGUGAAGAAUUGUUUAUCACCUCUAAGCUAUGGCAUGAUCAUCAUGCUCCAGAAGAUGUGCCGGAGUCACUGGACAAGAGUCUGAACGACCUGCAGCUUGAGUACUUGGAUCUAUACCUUAUACAUUGGCCAUUUAGACUCAAGAAGGGGACCGACUGGAGUAGCCCUGAUAACUUUCUUCCACCUGACAUCCCAGCUACUUGGGGAGCAAUGGAAAAAUUAUAUGAUACUGGCAAAGCUCGCGCAAUCGGUGUGAGUAACUUCUCAACAAAGAAAUUGGGUGACCUGCUUGCCAUAGCUCGUGUACGUCCAGCUGUUAAUCAGGUGGAAUGUCAUCCGGGUUGGCAGCAAACUAAGCUCCAUAGCUUUUGUCAGUCAACUGGUAUUCAUCUCUCUGCGUACUCACCGCUGGGUUCACCUGGUACGGCUUGGAUGAAAAGUAACAUCCUGAAUGAACCAGUCGUCACCUCGAUAGCAGAAAAACUUGGGAAAUCUCCUGCACAGGUGGCGCUGCGCUGGAACAUUCAGAUGGGUCACAGCGUACUACCAAAGAGCCUGAACGAGGGAAGGAUAAAGCAGAAUCUUGAUGUUUAUGAUUGGUCUAUUCCAGAUGACUUGCUUGCAAAGUUCUCUGAGAUUGAACAGGUUCGGCUGGUCAGAGGCGACUUCACGGUUAAUCCAAAGAGCGUUUACAAGACCCUUGAGGAGCUCUGGGAUGGGGAAAUUUAGUAUCGAUCUUGGAGUUAAUCCUGAGCAGGGAGAAACCUAUAUUAGUGCCGGGCACUUGGCAUACACCUCCAUAUUCGCGCAUAGGAAAUGACGGUGGUUUUCAUCCCUAGUGUCACCGUGGAUGUUGAUCUUCUGUUCUGAAUGAAGCAGUUAAUCACCCUGGCAGGUGGCUGCAUUCUAUCCGAUCCUGUUCUUCCAGUACGUAUCUGCAUCAGACAAUUGGCAUCGCCUAUCUGUACACAGUUAUCUACUUAUACAAAGGAUAACUUAUUUGUGCCUGUGAAUAUGAUUAGCACAUUAACACUA